Messenger RNA from Pungitius pungitius (ninespine stickleback), 4189 nucleotides. RefSeq names its product guanylyl cyclase 2 (gene gc2). The transcript is spliced from 25 exons. The record is from RefSeq and is a predicted model, not a curated record. The coding region runs from base 137 to 3475 and encodes 1112 amino acids. Gene Ontology annotation, biological process: receptor guanylyl cyclase signaling pathway; cGMP biosynthetic process; intracellular signal transduction. Gene Ontology annotation, molecular function: guanylate cyclase activity; peptide receptor activity; ATP binding. Lineage: Eukaryota; Metazoa; Chordata; Actinopteri; Perciformes; Gasterosteidae. Gene Ontology annotation, cellular component: plasma membrane.
CAGAAUACUCCCAUUUAAUAGACUUUUAUUUUACAUUAUCACAUUGAAAACUUUAAUCUUGCUUUAACAAAUCUCGGGAAGAAGCCCCUCCCCCUGCUGCUGCUGCAUGUGACUCCUGGAGGGCUUGGACCUUGAGAUGGCGCCUCAGCGACGCGCCUUCUCGCCACAAAGGAGGAGGCCCCCUCCACCUCCUGCUCCUCCUCCACCCUUCUGCGCCGCCAACGUUUCCUCUCCCGCCGCUCUGCCCCCCCCGUCCCUCCUCCGUCUCCUCCUGCUGGCCUCCCUGUGCUCGCCGCCCCGCGUCGCCCAGGCCGCCUGGUUCCGGGUCGGGGUCGUGGGUCCCUGGGGGUGCGACCCCCUCUUCGCCAAGGCCCUCCCCGCCGUGGCGGCGCAGCUCGCCGUCGACCGCGUCAACAGGGACCCGGAGCUGUCCCGCGGCGGUGCCUUCGACUUCGUCUUGCUGCAGGAGCCGUGCGAGACCUCCAGGGCGCUGGAGAGGUUCCUCGGGUUCCACACCAAGGCGUCCGGCUUCAUCGGCCCGGCGAACCCCGCCUACUGCGACGCCGCGUCGAUGCUCAGCAAAGGCUGGAACAAAGCCCUGUUCCCGUGGGGGUGCGUCGGCUACGAGCUGGACGACGCCCGGAGCCACCCGACCUUCGCCCACUCGGCGCCGAGGCCCACGCGGGUGCUGCUCAGCCUCAUCAACUACUUCAGGUGGGCCCACGUGGCCGUCAUCUCCUCCUCCGAGGACGUGUGGGCGGAGACGGGCUCCAAGGUGGCCGACUCCUUGAGGAGCCACGGCCUGCCGGUCCGCAUGGUCAGCGUCGUGGAGAACUCGCCCCUCGCCAUCAGGCGCACUCUGACCAAGCUCCGCGAGAUGAGCGAAAUACGACUCGUGGUCCUCUGCAUGCACUCGGCUCUGAUCGGGGGCGGCGCCCAGAAGCGUCUCCUGGAGGCGGCCUACGACAUGCGGCUGAUCGACGGCUCGCUGGUCUUCGUGCCGUACGACGCGCUGCUCUACAGCCUGCCGCACCGCAACGUGAGCUACGCGGCGCUGCGGCGCGGCGGCAAGCUGCUGCGGGCGUACGACGCCGUGCUCACCGUCACCGCCGACUCGCCCGGGGCGUCCUUCUACGAGGCCUACGGCGAGGCCGUGGAGAGGGGGGAGGUGGCCGGGACCUGGGACCCUCAGCAGGUGUCUCCGCUCUUUGGCACCGUGUACAGCUCCGUCCUCUUCGUGGCUCACGCGGUGAGUCGGGUGAGGGAGGCCAAGCAGUGGAUGUCCGGCAGGAACCUGGCCAGACACACCGCCAACAUGGACUUCCAGGGCUUCAGCCACCGGGUCAGAACCAGCAGCUCCGGAGCAGCUCUGCUGGAUUUCGUCAUCCUGGACACGGACGGAGUCUCCUGGGAGCUGAAGCCCACUCACAGGAUCGACAUGGAGGCCGGAACGGUGCGUUUCAUUGGGCGAGAAAUCCACUUCCCUCGCGGCUACGGCCCCAGGAAGGACUCGCCCUGCUGGUUUACUCGUGGAGUCCUCUGCUCAGGGGGUGUGGACCUGUUCUCCACCAUCUUCAUUUCCCUCGCCGCGAUGGCCGCCUUCGUUCUCGGCGUGGCGUUUGUUUACUGCAUCAGGCGACGCAUCAAUCAGAUCCUACUGGUGAAGGGUCCCAACAGGAUCUUGUUGACCCUGGCUGACGUCACCUUCAUCAACCCGUCGCUUAGCAACAAGAAGCUGAGCCUGGACGACGGCAGGGCGAGCGCCGCGAAGAGCCUAUCGGACGCCCCGUCGCCGGCCUCCACCCAAUCCCCUGCCACCUACGAGAACUCCAACAUCGUCAUCUUUGAGGGCGACUGGGCGUGGCUGAAGAGGCUUCCCGACGGUUUGUUCCGCAGCAUCAACCCCAAAACCAGCCACGUGUUCGAACUGAUGAAGGACAUGCGCCACGAGAACGUGAACGUCUUCCUGGGCUUCUUCCACGACUGCGGCGUGUUCGCCAUCGUGACGGAGUUCUGCUCCAGAGGGAGUCUGGAGGACCUUCUGCUGAACGACGACGUCAAACUGGACUGGAUGUUCAAGUCCUCGCUGCUGCUGGACCUGAUCAAGGGCAUGAAGUACCUCCACCACCGCGGCGUGUCCCACUCUCGCCUCAAGUCACGCAACUGCGUGGUGGACGGGCGCUUCGUCCUCAAGGUCACCGACUACGGCUACAACGAGGUGCUGGAGGCCCAGAGGUUCCCCUACGUGGAACCACCUGCAGAAGAGCUGCUGUGGACCGCUCCGGAGAUCCUGAGAGGCUGCCAGCCAGAGCUCCACGGGACGCCGUGGGGGGACGUGUACAGCUUCGCCAUCAUCAUGCAGGAGGUGGUGGUGAGAGGAGCCCCCUACUGCAUGAUGGACAUGUCCUCCACAGAGAUCAUAGAGAAGCUGCGUAAGCCUCCUCCGCUGUUCCGCCCCGUGGUGAGUUCGGACUUCGCUCCCCUCGAGUGCAUCCAGCUGAUGAAGCAGUGCUGGAACGAACAGCCGGACAAGAGGCCGCGCUUUGAGGAGAUCUUUGACCAGUUUAAGAACAUCAACAAAGGCAAGAAGACCAACAUCAUAGACUCCAUGCUGAGGAUGCUGGAGCAGUACUCCUCCAACCUGGAGGAGCUGAUCCGGGAGCGGACGGAGGAGCUGGAGAUCGAGAAGCAGAAGACGGAGAAGCUGCUGACGCAGAUGCUUCCUCCGUCGGUGGCGGAGGUUCUGAAAGUGGGCGGGACCGUGGAGCCGGAGCACUUUGACUGCGUGUCGCUCUACUUCAGCGACAUCGUGGGCUUCACCACCAUCUCGGCCCACAGCGAGCCCAUCGAGGUGGUCGACCUUCUCAACGACCUCUACACCAUCUUCGACGCCAUCAUCGGAAACCACGACGUGUACAAGGUGGAGACCAUCGGCGACGCGUACAUGGUGGCGUCUGGGGUGCCCGUCCCCAACGACAACCGCCACGCGGCGGAGAUCGCCAACAUGGCGCUGGACAUCCUGAGCGCCGUGGGCACCUUCAAGAUGAGGCACAUGCCCGACGUGCCCGUCAGGAUUCGGAUCGGACUGCACACCGGUCCGUGUGUAGCCGGCGUGGUCGGCCUCACGAUGCCUCGCUACUGUCUCUUCGGAGACACGGUGACCACCGCCUCUCGGAUGGAGUCCAGCGGAUUACCCCAGAGGAUCCACAUCCACCAGAGCAUCGCCAGGAUCCUGCAGGACCUCAACCUGGGCUACAAGCUGGAGCUGAGAGGGAAGAGAGAAGUGAAGGGGAAAGGCAUGGAGGAAACCUUCUGGCUUGUGGGGAAAGACGGAUUCAACAAACCUCUUCCUGUUCCUCCAGAGGUCAAAUCCGGGCAAAUGGCCCACGGCCUGCAGAUGGCUGAGAUAGCCCAGUACAAGAAGGUGAAAGCCGAGAAGCAGCGACAGGAACAGCUGGCCAAGAAGAAACACUGAGAAAAGAACCACUUCCAGACUUUUGCAGAUUCGUCUGAACGUUAUUUCUGAAAAGGAUUGUGGGUCAGAAUGAACAUUUGAAAACACACAAUGUGUGACGGGGUACUGAACUCCUCUGUGGCAUACUGGUGGACCCUGGUAGUAGUAGUACUAAUGACCCUGGUAGUACUAAUGACCCUGGUAGUAGUAGUACUAAUGACCCUGGUAGUAGUAGUAGUACUAAUGACCCUGGUAGUAGUAGUAGUACUAAUGACCCUGGUAGUACUAAUGACUCUGGUAGUAGUAGUACUAAUGACCCUGGUAGUACUAAUGACCCUGGUAGUAGUAGUAGUACUAAUGACCCUGGUAGUAGUAUAGGUAACUUUCACAAUGAGAAUAUACAGAUGUGGUAGAUUUAUUUGAAAAUGGGAAUCAGUGACUUGUUGUUCUUUUUGUGAAGAAGAAUUUCUUGUUUUAUUAUCAUUGGUCUUAAAAUAAGAAAGUGUUUUAUUUUAUCAUAAUUGAUUUAGUUUUUCUGCUUAAGAAAAGUAUGAUUUUUAAGAUAUUUUGCCUGAGAAGGACAAAAUGUUGUGUGUGUAGCUGUAAAUGAGAAAUGUCGUAUCAUUUAACGGAGCAUUUAUCAGGUGAAAUUAACCUGUGACGUCUUUUUAACAACAAAUUACACACAGAAAUCCUGCAUUUACUGCAUGACCAAUAAAAAGGCUUCUGAGCCUC